This is a messenger RNA of Pseudophryne corroboree (corroboree frog), 6538 nucleotides long. RefSeq names its product inactive tyrosine-protein kinase PRAG1-like. The coding region runs from base 347 to 4156 and encodes 1269 amino acids. Gene Ontology annotation, molecular function: protein kinase activity; ATP binding. Gene Ontology annotation, biological process: protein phosphorylation. The transcript is spliced from 6 exons. The record is from RefSeq and is a predicted model, not a curated record. Lineage: Eukaryota; Metazoa; Chordata; Amphibia; Anura; Myobatrachidae.
AGAGCUGGGCAUACAGCAGCAGCAGGGUCGGGGUGUGGAAGAGACGGUGCUGCUCCUCCCCAGUGUCUCUCUCCACCUCUGGCGCUGUAUCCAGUCACUAGUAACACUCACUCACACACAGUGCACUUCAGUGCUGCUGCCGAGUGUCAGCUCCCGGUCUUCUGGUGACUGUGUGUAGCGCACUCUCUCACUGUGCCUCCUCCAUUCAUCCUUGUUUGCGGUCUAUUCUGCUCUUCGGCCGGUGCUUGGAUCAUUGUACAACUACUAUAGACAGGUUUGUGAAGGAGCCACAAUUUGUUCUGCAUAUUGCGGAGCACAAGAUGAGAGAGGUGGUUCUGGCUCUAACAUGCAUCGAGGCAUCACACUAACCAAUCAGGGCUUGAGAAUGUCUGUGUGCAACGAAUUUGUGGAACACAUUUGGAAACCUGGAUCCUGCAAGAACUGCUUUCACCCAAAGAGUGACCACCGAAAGCUUCAGACAUCCUCUGAUGGAAAAAUAGGCAACCUGCCAGUCCUGCCUAGUCUUAAUGGGAUUAGGAUCAAGUCGGAGAACACAAACCAAGAUGAUGAGAUUGUAACUGCUGCUCUGUAUUCCAAGCCCACCAUAGCAGUAAAACCAACCAUGAUUACAUCAGAUACUGCUGAGGGGUGGGCUGAGAUGAACAGCAGUGAAACACCAACACAGGUCAGUUGGAAAGUAUCUUCAAUGAGCAAUUCAGUCCUGAAAUCUGAGGAUAUUUCAAUGGUUAUUCUAGAUAACUUCAGCAAACAUUUCAGCCAUGAUUAUUGCUCCUCGAGUGAUACAUCAAAAUAUUUAUUCAAUGGUACGACAAGUCCUGAUAAGAAGAUUGAGAUAAAUGCUGUGAAUAAUUUAACGUAUGUGAGUCACUUUGAUGUUCAGGCUGACAAAGCAGUGUUCCUCAAGGACAAGUUGAGAGCACCUCAGGAGGAAGAUUUCCAGGUAUCAAAACAAAAUGAUGGGGAUACUGAGAAACUGAACAGCCUCCAAGAAGAAUCUGCCUUGCUUUCUUUAAAGAGUAGCAGUGCUUACUGCUCAGGAACCCGACCUGCCCCAGACAGGCCAUCCUCUAAAGGAAGUUUUCUUAGCAAAGACAGUGCAGUUUGUGUAGCUUCUGUCAAAACAGGAUUGUGCAAAGAAACCAGGUCUGAUGAUACAAACUGUUAUAAAUCAGAUGUGAGAUCUAGUAAGAGCAUGUACGUCAGUAGAACUAAAGUAUCGCUUCAUUCUGAGUCAGAUAACCUGUCAGAGACUCUGUCAUGUAUUGGUAUUAAAGACAGUCCUCUUGCGUCACCAACUAUUGCAGAUUCCCAGACUAAGUUUCACUCCUCUACUGUACCUGAUGAUGGAAGAAACAAUGAACCUAUUUAUGCUGAAAGCACUAAAAGAAAAGGUGUUUCAGGCACAGGGACGAAAACUGUAUGGCACACGGAGAAAACCAGCGCUAAACAGGAGGGUAAUCAGUGUUCUGUCAGCAAUAGCAGGAUGAUACAAGAAUCCACAACACAUGUUGCUGCUAGGAUAACCGUCAUGGCUGCCCAUACAGAAGAAGACAACCGAACAAUUUACCUGAGCAGCCCAGAUUCUGCAGUUGGGGUUGAAUGGACAUGCACUAGUCCUUCAUCUGCAGAGAAUGGGAGUCUCUCACCUACUUUUCUAUGGGGAGAAAGGAGCCAAAGUAAAUCAGUUGAUGUGAAUAGAAGGUACCAGACUUCAUUAUCACAUAAAUAUCAAUGUAACACCAGCCAUGUUGUGCCUCCUAAGGUUACCCAAUCGGAGGAGUUGAAUAGCUUACGUCUGACUUUGCCAACACACACUACUGGGAUCUUAUCCUCCAUCUCUCAUAAAAAGGACUCCCAAGAGCUGACUGACAGGUGCCUGCCUGCAGGAGAUCGUAGACAGAGGCUCAACCAUGCAAUAUGGAGCCGGCAGUGCAGGAUUGAUGAGGAAGAGGAGGAAGAAGUGUCAUCUAGCUCACUGCAGUCAAGUACCUGUGCUGUAGGCAAUGGUCAGCCUGUUUCAUCCAUCACUACUAAUUGUAGCUAUGAAGAGAGAGACAAGUUGGAUGAACUGAGAGGUCAGAAAGGUAUGAGUAAAUCUGCCUCUUGUCCUGUUGAACUCUCAAAAAUAAAUAAGGAAGUUGAAGACUCGAGUCAGCCACCACCACCUCCUCCACCGAAAAAACAGAGCAGGCAUCAUAAAAUGAACAAAAGUAGCUCUGAACUGGAGAAUAUGAGCUCAAUGGAGAGUCUUGGAGAGUCUUUUAAGGCUACAAAUGUCAGCAACUCAAACAUGAACAUAAGUGUCAGCUUUAGUGCUGGUUCUAUGGAUAGUCUGGAUUCCAGGGCUUGCAGCGAAGGAGGUCAGUCAUGUGAUGCAGUUACUUCACCAACUGUUACGUCUGGUGGUGAAAGAAAGCAUUUUGCCCAAGUUUCAUUCUCUGUGGACUCCGGAAUGGAAGAUCAGCAUGGACCUGGCCAGCCACCGCCACUACCAGUAAAGAAGUCUAUGAACAGGGCUGUGUCAGCUCCAGAUAACUCCGCAUGGGGAAGGGCUUUCCCAUCAAGAACAGGGAUUGGCCCAAAAAGUCCCGCACUCAAUUUAAGUCAGUCAGAAAACAAUGUUUGUGGAGAUGAUACUGUACUACGUAGCUAUCCUUUAAGUCCAGUUGACCGACAGGCCAUGUUUUCCUCCUCUGAGUCUUUAGAGACCUGCUGCAGAGCGACUAGUCAUAGAAAUGAGAUUAGGAGCAGGAAUUGUGUUCAAAGCAGAGGAACCCCAGCCCUAUCUAUUUCACAGCUAAGUGUGUCCAGUCAUGCUUCCUCUGCAUCGAGUCUGCAGCUCCAUCACCUUCUUAGCAAUAUAGACAGCAAAGAAGGCAUGUAUGCAAAGCUCAGUGGUCUUUAUGCACAGUCUACAAGGCGGCUGAUGAAGAAAUGUGAGGAUUACUUCAUGCGGGACCAAAAGAAGGAGCAACAUUUCAAUGAGAACAAUUGGUCACUCUUUAAGUUGACAAGCAACAAACCAUGCUGCAAUGCUGGGGAUGCAAUUUAUUACUGUGCAACGUGUGCCAAUGACCCUUCCAAUAACUAUGCAGUCAAGAUGUGCAGGGCAGAGGACACAAGAACUCCACAGUAUUGCAACCUGUCGCUUCCAGUCCACUUCAAUAUACAGCAAGACUGUGGCCAUUUUUUGGCCACUGUUCCUUCAAGUUUGCUACAUCCCUCGGAAAUAUCCAAAGGCUCUUCAACUACUGAAACAUCACAAGUGUCUGGGGUGUCAAAUGAGGAGGACUGUGUGGUGGUUAUCACUAGGGAGGUUCCUUACUGCACAGCUGCCUCCUUUGUCAGGGAAGCUGUAUCCACUCAUAAAACCCAGCCAGAGAUAUAUGAGCGCCAGGUUUGCCUUCUAUUACUACAGCUCUGCAAUGGCUUGGAGCACUUGAAGGAACAUGCCAUCAUCCACCGAGACCUCUGCUUGGAAAACCUGCUUCUGGUCCACUGCCAAACCACACCUGAUAAGAUUAAAGAUGGCAAGUAUAUUCCAAGACUUAUUGUGAGCAACUUUUCCAAAGCCAAGCUGAGGCCAGGCUCUGAGGACUCCAAACUCCGAAGAGAUAAAACCAGACUAGCACCUGAGAUUAUGGCCGCCUCCCAGUACAAAAAGUUUGAUGAGUUCCAGACAGGGAUACUUAUUUAUGAACUACUUCACCAACCCAACCCAUUUGAGGUCCGCACAAGCCUUCAUGAGCAUGAGUAUAGCCAGAAAGACCUUCCUCCACUUCCUGGCUUAUCCGUUUACUCUCGUGGGCUGCAGCAUCUUGCCCACUUGUUGUUGGAAGCCGAUCCAAUCAAACGUAUCCGCAUUUCUGAAGCAAAACGCAUUCUUCAGUGUCUGUUGUGGGGUCCAAGGAAAGACUUAACAGAUCAGCCGUUUAGCCAUGAGGAGGCUUUGCACUGUGCCCUGCAAAAUUGGAUUGAUAUGAAGCGAGCCCUUCUGAUGAUGAAGUUUGCAGAGCGGGCUCUGGAGCCCAAGUAUAACAUCUCUCUAGAGGAUUGGCUGUGCUGCCAAUACCUGGCGUCUGCAGAUCCAUGCUACCUUUAUAAAAUAUUGAAACUUAUCAAACUUAUUACGUGAUAACGGAAGCCACUUGAAAUCUGCCUGCAGAGAGGACUUGUAGAGUAUUUUAUGCUGCCCUUAAAAACAGGUAACAGUGGCCAUUUUAACUCGUAAUAAUGAGACCACAUGCAGCACCACUGGUGAUUUAAUAUUACGCCACUGAUUAAUUUGCCUAAAAUAAUUUCUACAAAUGAGCUUGUAAUAUCAAACAGGUUGUAUCUAUUGAACCUUCAUCUUUUUUCAGUUUUGUUAAAAGAAAAAAGUGUACACAGUUUGCUUCACAAAUUGUUACCAAUGUGGGAAAUGCUACAUGCAUUAUUUUAGAUGAAGUUGCGAAUUUACAAAGCUGUCAAUCAUUUGAACAUGUUGUUAGGGGUAAUAAUUAUGCAGCCAGUUAAUAUAUACUUAAAACUAAUAUAAACUGAUGUUUUGUUGUACUCAACUCCUAUAAAUUUUGUUUACAAUAAUUUCAUUAGAAGAACUUAGACCCCUUACCAAAAUACAUCCUUUUACUAGUGUGUUACACUAGGAAAAGCAUGAACCAGGAUGGCAAUAGACCCAAUCCCUCCGUACCAGAAAUUCUUGUGUUCAGAAGCAUUUGACACUGCUUUAUUUACUUGCAAGUUUGAAGGACUGUCACCGUAUAUCAAAAGCCGUUGCAUUUGACAUGCAGCCAGCAUCACUGGUGAUUUAAUUUCAUGCCAGUGGUUAAUUUGGGUGUAGUAGGGUAUGCUGGCGGCCGGGCUCCCGGCGGCCAGUAUACCUGCUCCGGAAUCCCGACCGCCGGCAUACCGACAGCUGGGCAAGCGCAAAUGAGCCUCUUGCGGGCUCGGUGGCGUGCUACGUGCGGCGCUCUAUCUAUUCUCCUCCAGGGGGGUCGUGGACCCCCCAAGAGGAAGAAAAGUGUCGGUAUGCCGGCUGUCGGGAUUCCGGCGCCGGUAUAUUGUGCGCCGGGAUCCCGACAGUCGGCAAACUGAAGACCACCCGGUUAAUUUGCCCUAAAGCAUCUCUACAUCUGGUGCCUGUAAUAUUUGUACAGGCUAUGUCAAUUAAAGCUUUAUCUUCUGUAAAUUUUAUUUAAAGAGGGGGAAAAAAAUGGUACACAGUUAUUUAAAUGUUAAAUCCUGACAUCCAUUGGCUAUUUUAUUUAAAUAUGUAAUUUUCCAGUCUGAUCCUUUACAGGAAUCCCAGCUAUAGUGAAGUACAUUAGUGUGAGAACAGAAUGAACUAUAAAACUUAUCCUUGGGGUCUAUAACUACUCCUACUCUGCACUUUCCCGCACAUUUUAUAUAAGCAUUUGCUGAGCUAAUCACCACUAACAAUAAUUGAAUAUUAUUGCGACAUUUCUGCAACUUCUUUUCUCUUUUUACUCUAUGCACACUGAAUAUCCUGUAUGUAAACCAGUAUAGGAAACCUUACAGAGCAUGAAAUGAUUGCUGCAAUUUAGUUAUAAUACUUUUAUUAUGUUUUCACUAUUUUGAGUGUGGUUCGUUAGAUCUACAGUAAUAAGAUACAGUCAAUAGGUCGACAUGCAAAAGGUCAAUGGGGUCAAAAGAUCAACACAAAAAUGGUAGACAGUAGAAAAGAUCGACAUAAAAAUAGUCGACAAGUUUUUUUGUGUGUCAUUUUUGAUGUUUCACCAUAUCUGAGCCAAAUUUGUCAAAAUGUGUACCCUUGUGGGCCCGCUUUGCUCGCCACGCUUCGGACAAGGUAACUAUUCCCAAUCCUAGUCAACGUGGAUGGUAAAUAAUGAAUACAUUGAACAAAUCUUUUUUUUUUUUUUUUUCAAUGGUGUCAACGAUGGUCAUGUCAACCUUUUUGAACCGGUUGCACUUUUAAGCACUGUUGAACUUUUGCCUGUCGACCAUUUGGGGUUGGCCAAUUGUCUAUCUUUUUACUGUAGAUCUAUUAACCGGAUAACCACUUUUUAGGGUGUUUGCAUCUCCACAGCCAAGUUUCCUUACCAUCUCCCUGUUGUAUACAUGCCUGCAGGAGAUUUAAAUAAAUGGCUGCUGCAUGUUGUAUAGCCCACACAGAACUUAAUAACUAUGUGUAUACACAAAGACAUAAGUAGCCAGGAUUGCUGCUAUAGUUUACACAUACCUACUGUUUCAUUAGCAAAGUAGUGGUAUAACUUACUUUAUACGCCAGCAUUUCUGUAUGAUAGAUGUAUAUUUGUUAUAUAAAAGUAUCAUGUAAUACAGGGGAUCCUAAUCACAUUGCAGUGCAAUGGUUUGUUAGCUUCAAAGUUUUUUUAUUGUUAUUUUUUUAUAUUGUUAACUUACAGCCAUUUCAUAUUCUAGAAGGAUAUUGAAAAUGUAAAUUUUAUGUUCUUUUGUUUUGUACAUAUGCUGUUUUAGGUUUACAGUAACAUUCAAAAAUAAUAAAAAGUAAAAUACA